This is a messenger RNA of Mucor velutinosus, 846 nucleotides long. RefSeq lists its product as uncharacterized. The record is from RefSeq and is a predicted model, not a curated record. Gene Ontology annotation, biological process: transmembrane transport. The transcript is spliced from 2 exons. NCBI's taxonomy places the organism in Eukaryota, Fungi, Mucoromycota, Mucoromycetes, Mucorales, Mucoraceae. Bases 1 to 846 code for a protein of 281 amino acids.
AUGUCGAAUAGCAGCACUUUAGAUGGCUACUAUCUGUUUGCAUCAAGCACAGCUGGACUGAUUGCAAGAUGUAUUACAUAUCCAAUGGAUACCAUCAAAACCAGGCUUCAGUCAUCUACCACUGCAUCCAAGUAUGUGUGGAAUAACAUCAAAUUGACUUCACUGUAUCGAGGGUUGCCUGUGACAUUAGUAUUUUCUGUACCUGCUUUAUCUGUUUAUCUCUCCUGUUAUGAAGCGUCGAAACAACUUUUAGAUUCAAGAUACCACAUUCAACGUCGUUCCGUUUGGAGCCAUCUCAUAUCAGGUUGUGCUGCUGAAAUCUCUGCUGGACUCCUCUUCACACCUAUGGAGGUCAUGAAGAACAGACUGCAGACUCAAAAGACAAACAACAGCAACCGAUGCUUGAUAACAAGCAUCCUCAAAAACGAAGGCAUGCGAGGAUUUUACAAAGGCUAUUGGAUGGGCCUGGUUGUUUUUGUACCUCAUUCCAUGGCCUAUUUCGUUACGUACGAAAAGAUGAAGCAAUGGCGCAUGAACAACAACAAUGACGCUUCCAUGUACAUGUUGUGUAGCUCCGUGGCGGGCGUUACUAGUAUCCUGAUAUCCACUCCACUUGACAUUAUCAAAACAAGAUGGCAAAUUUCGGCAGCAGAGCAAGGACAGCAGUUUAGACAAGGCCCAAUCUCCAUUGCCAGAGACAUGCUCUUCAAAGAAGGAAAAGGAGCACUGACAAGAGGCCUCUGGGCUCGCAUUGCUUGGGGCAUACCAACCACGGCCAUUAGUAUGACUCUAUUUGAAGUCUUGAAGGACAAUAAAGCCAAAAUCAUGCAUUCUUUCAAUGUUUGA